GAAAUCACGUCAUGCUUUCCUGCAGGAGUCUGCGUGGAUGUGAGCCCGAGUAGGAAAACUCCUCGACAGUUCCUCUCUGGACGUUGCGGACCCCUCAGCGGGAGUCUGGUGGCCAUGGCAGCCGCCUCUCCGUCGCUCCCAGGCGGCGCGGCGCCGGGCGCAGGGCUCGGGGAGAACCCGGCGGACCUCGGCAGCUUGGAGAGGCUCACUCCCUCCGCUGUCAACCGCCUCAUGAUGGAGUUUCUCAUUUACUUCGGCCGAGCCGUCGUGGUCUUCUACCCCGUGUACCUGACGGGGUACCUGGGCCUGAGCAUCAGCUGGGUGCUGCUGUGCAUGGUGAUGAUCACCUGGUGGAAGAAGAAUCGUCAGUGGAAAGACGCCCGGAUCGGGUCGGCCAUCGACUUUGUGGACAACGAGACCCACGUUAUCAACACCGAGCUGAAAGGUUCCUUACAGAUGGCUUCGUGGGUGCAUUUCACAGAAGUCGAGAAAGUUGAGUGGGUGAACAAGGUGUUGGAGCAGGCAUGGCCGUUCUUUGGGAUGUACAUGGAGAAGCUGCUGAAGGAAAGAAUCCAGCCGUCUGUCAGACUCUCCAACUCCGUGCUCAAAAUGUUCACUUUUAUCAAAAUCCACUUCGGCCACAAGCCUCUCAGGAUCACAGGAAUGAGAGCGUACACCCAUGAAGUGGAUCAGCGGGUGGUGAUCCUGGACCUGAACAUAAUAUACGACAGCGAUGUGGACAUCGAUGCAACGGUGAACUCUGCAAUCACAGCUGGUGUGAAAGGACUUAAAUUCCAGGGGAUGUUGAGGGUCAUUUUGGAGCCUCUUAUCGGUCAGUCACCGCUGGUUGGAGGGGUCACUCUGUUUUUCAUCCGCCGCCCUACUCUUCAGAUCAAUUGGACCGGCUUGACCAAUCUUUUGGACAGCCCCGGGUUCAACUCUCUCUCUGAGGACGCCAUCUUGGACAUCAUAGCCUCUUUCAUGGUGUUACCGAACCGCAUGUGCAUUCCCCUCAUCGACCAGAUCAAAGUGGACCAGAUGAGGUUUCCACUUCCUCGUGGGGUGGUGAGGGUCCACGUCCUGGAGGCCAGAGACCUGGUGGCCAAAGACACGUACAUGAUGGGCUUAGUGAAGGGCAAGUCAGACCCGUACGUGAAACUCCGAGUCGGCAACCGCAACUUCAAAACCAAAACCAUCAAAGAAAAUUUGCACCCAAAAUGGAACGAAGUUUACGAGUUUGUGGUUCAUGAGGCGCCGGGACAGGAGCUGGAGAUGGAGCUGUACGACGAGGACACGGAUAAAGACGACUUUCUAGGACGAUAUAACCUGGAUUUAGGAGAAGUUAAGAGAGAGAAAGAAAUGGAUCAGUGGUUUCCUCUGGAGGGGGUUCCUCAUGGAGAACUUCACCUGAAGCUUCAGUGGCUUUGUCUGAAGUCCGACGCCAGUCUGCUGAGGGAGUCUGAGGGUGGCUUUGCCUGUGCCAUGCUCGCAGUGUAUCUGGACAGCGCUUCCAACCUGCCGAGAGAUCACAGCGAGUUAACAGCCAAUCAGAAACAUGGGAAGCACCCAAAGGAGUCACGGCUCACAAAAAGAAACGUUUGUCCUAACUCCUAUGUGGAACUGUCUGUUGAUAAGGAUGUUCAAAAAAGCAAGGCUGUAUUUAGAAAUCAAAACCCGGAGUGGGAGCAGGGCUUUACGUUCUUCGUGCACAAUGUCAAAACGCAGAAGCUCGUGGUUCAGGUCAAAGAGCAUGAGAAGAAGGCUGUGCUCGGGGUUUUGAACGUGCACCUCAAUCGCCUCAUCAACAUCUCCGACAUGUCUCUGGACCAGACCUUCCCGCUGGAGUGCUCCGGACCCAACAGCCAGAUCAAGCUGAAGGCAACUAUGAAGAUUCUUUCUGUGGAACUGCCGCCACCCAAGAGUGUCCCUGCACCUCCCCCCAAUGCUCAACAGCAGAAACCACCAGUCAAACCAGGAGGUAACACCUCUGCUGCUGCUGCAAUUGUUCCCACCAACGCCACCCCUGCUCAGACCCGUCCGGGGGAUCCAAAUCAGAACGAUCCGGAUCAGUGGCGCGGCAGCUCCUUCCUGAUUUCUGAUUCCGAGAAGUCUUCGUCAAACAUUAGGCGGUACGACUCCCACAGUCUGCUCUCGGAGAACUCCAUCGCGUCGUCACGUUUGGACAUCUCCGAAGGAGCCUCCUAUCCCGAGGCUCUUAGAAACCAUCAGGGCUCAUUCGGAGAGAUCAAGCUGACGGCAAAAUACGCUACUCUGAGGAGGAAACUUAUUAUCAUAGUUCACGCUUGCAGGAACUUAUUCCCCUGCAGUGAGAACGGCACAGACUCCUACGUCCGCCUGUAUUUACUGCCCGACCACUCCUGGAGACACCGCAAGAAGACGCAGGUCAAGAGGAAGACGACCGAUCCCGUCUUUAAUGAUAAGUUUGAGUUUGACGUGUCGCUUGAAGAAGCACAAAGCAGGAAGCUGGAUGUGGCAGUUAAAAACAACAAGAUGUUCCAUACGAGACAGAGGACUGACAUCGGCAUGGUGUUAUUUGACUUCUCCCAGAUGGAUAUAACCAAAGGCUUCACAGAAUGGUUUGAGCUCACACUGCCUGGGCUGAAACGCUCUGGAUCCAAGAUGCUUCUGUGAAACUCCUUCACUCUUCCUGAUCUCUGAAGAUGGCAGCAGAUUGGACAAGAUGUCUUUGUCUCCUCCUUGGACAUGCUGUUUAAGGACGACUUGUCUUUCUUGCUCGUGUUUCACAGAGUGUAACGGUUUUUUACGCCAUAGAUUGACAGCGGGAGCCAUGUGGUAAUUUUACGGGUAUUUUAGAAAUGUUUUUAAAGGUUUUUCUUUUCCAUAGAAAGUACUUUUUCUCCCCAAAACGUUUGAUCAACCAAGAUGAGGCAACACUUUUAUUAGAGAUGUUUUUUUUUUUUUUAUUUAAUUCACCUGAGCCAAAGA
Nematolebias whitei (Rio pearlfish) is the source of this 2967-nucleotide messenger RNA. It is a transcript of the gene esyt3, whose product is annotated as extended synaptotagmin-like protein 3. Gene Ontology annotation, biological process: lipid transport. Lineage: Eukaryota; Metazoa; Chordata; Actinopteri; Cyprinodontiformes; Rivulidae. The coding region runs from base 115 to 2652 and encodes 845 amino acids. The transcript is spliced from 23 exons. Gene Ontology annotation, molecular function: lipid binding. The record is from RefSeq and is a predicted model, not a curated record.